AUGAGUGAUUCUGAUACGGAUUUAUUCGAAGACGCUAGAACUGAUGUACACAACUCUCCAGUUUUCAAGGAACCAAAACGCCCCAGAGCCUUCCCCGACCCACUUCUGCCUGCUCCAAGCAUAAACACUCCAACCACUUCUCAUACUUCACAGAAUAAUGAGAAUCUUCCUACUUCACAAACAAAUCGAAGAGAUAGAUUAAGAGGAUUGCGAAAGCAGAUGAGAGAUGAGUUUGGUGGAGGAACGGCGGGAGCCACGUUUGCCGGCGAUGGGGACACGCUGAGUUUGAUCAGUGAGAAUACGAGUCUUCAUUCUUGGCACAGAAAAGUGCUCAACGGUCCGUCAGCAAUCGUUCAUCCAUCGGACAGUGCGUCUACAUGUGCAAUGAGCACACGCGGGAGUAUCACAAUGGAAUCUCCGCUACUCAUACAAUCACCUUACUACAAUGGAGCUGCUCGAAAUUCAAUUCCACAAUAUCCGAGUACUUCUUCAAGUACUGUCACCUCACCAAAUGGUCCCCCGCCAGCUCAUCCACCUCCACCGCUACCUGAGCUCCGAAGCCCUCCUCCAGUACCUCCUCGAAACCCAUCGAUUUGUCUACCGAUGCCAGUUCCUUCACCGAAAACUCUAACCUCACCACCACUUGAACCAGUUCUCGAAGUACAAAGUCAUUCCCUAUCCGCUGAAAACUCGGACAGAAGCAGAGCAACUUCUUUGGAAAAACCCCUUGAGCCAAAGCUAUCGAUUUGCUCGAUAUCGUCGAUGUCGGGAAAUUCUUAUGCGAGUCCAAAUGUUUCUGAAUGUUCUGUUCAACCAACACCGGCUUCUGUGGGAAGACGAAGAGGGCACACGAAGACGAAUUCAUUGGAUCGAGGAUUGACACUAGCAAAGUCGAUAAAAACGGGUCCUUUUCCACCACCAUCUCAAAAAUCGAAUUCAUUGACGAGAGGAACAGAGCCACCGGAUGGAGAAGAAGAGGAAAGAAAUCAAGAAGCAGAAGGAGUCAUCUCAGAGUUGACAACACAAUUGAUGUCUGAACACAACUCUGAGAAUACAAUAGCAUCAACUAACUCCUCAACGGAUCAAGUAAAUGGAGAUGGCCCAUCGACCUCGAUCAUCGUUUUGCCACCUCUAGAAUUCGAGACUCCGAUUCAGAAGAGGCUUUUCAAUAACAAUCGCGAAGCUCGCAAAUCGGAAACGAUUAUGGAAGAAACAGAGAGCGAAGCCUCACCAGCACAUAAUGGAAAAGCGAUGGACUUUGAGAAGUUAUCAGUUGUAGUCGAAAAGCCAUCUCCUGUACAAAGAAGUACUUCGGAUAUGUUGCCACAGAGGCCAUCUCCAUCUGGAAGUGUGCAAGCUGUUGAUCCAAUCACGCGAGAUGUUGAGCGACGAAUGAGCAUGAAAUCACAUGGACAAAUGGGCUCAAAAACGAUUGGACUUGACGAUGAUGAACGAUCAGAUCAACUUUCGCCUACUUCAAAAAUGGGUUAUGCAAGAAGUAUUGUGAAAAGCUAUGCCUCGUCAUGGAUAAAUGGAAUGAUUAACAAAGCUGUACAUGUUUGGAAGCCGACUCCAGCGUUGAAAACUGAUGCAGAGGAUAGUGGGAGUGAGAGUGAAGAUGGAGGAGAUCCCUCACAAGCUGAUGGGCAUUCAUCUCGUGGCCACACCUCAGUACCACUCGUUCGACCGAAAUAUUCCAAAAAGGGUCCUUAUGACUUUGAGAAUCUCAAAGUUGCACAAGAAAUUAAAGCCGAACAUACGGGAGCCGUUUGGGUGGUUCGUUUCUCAGUUUGCGGUCGUUUAAUGGCAACUGCUGGCCAGGAUGCAAUCAUUCGAAUCUGGGUAGCAAAGGCGCAUGUUCGGCAUUUCGAAGCGCUUCGCGAUCGCUACAUGAAAAGAGCUGAUUGUCCGCCACAAGAGAUGUUUGAACGAUCAAUGUGUGACAGUGAAGCGUUUCGAGCUCCAUCUUCACUAGAGGAAAGUGACAUCACUAACUCAAAUCCAUCAGAAGAAGAGAACAAAGGACCGCUCGUAUUCAUGGCACAGCCGUUUGUUACUCUAAAGGGACACACAGCCGAUGUGCUCGACUUGUCUUGGUCAAAGAACAACUUUGUUCUAUCAUCAGGAAUGGAUCGAACAGUCAAAUUAUGGCAUAUUACAAGAACUGAAUGCCUUUGCUGCUUUCAACAUGUCGAUUUCGUUACUUGUGUAGCUUUUCUGCCAAAAGAUGAUCGUUAUUUUCUCUCCGGAUCGCUUGAUGGAAAAUUGCGAUUAUGGCAUAUUCCGGAUAAGAGAGUGGCGGUUUGGAAUGAAGUACAGGUAAAAUUCAUCACAGCUCUCGCAUUCGCCAAGAAUGGAAAAUUCGCUGUGGUUGGCACGUACAACGGUCGAUGUUAUUUCUAUACAGCUGAUCAGUUGAAAUAUCACACAGUUGUUGAUGCAAGAUCGACUCGUGGAAAGAAUGCAAGAGGACAUAAAGUGACUGGAUUGGCUGUACAUGGAGAUAAGCUAUUGGUGACUUCCAAUGAUUCACGCGUACGAAUGUACGAUGUAAGAGAUAUGUCGUUGACGUGUAAAUUCAUCGGCGCUCAAAACGAACACUCGCAAAUUCGAGCUUCAUUUGCGCCCGAUGGGAAACAUGUGAUUUGUGGAUCGGAGGAUAAACACGUUUACUUGUGGAGGACAAGCGAUUUACCGUCUUCGCUAUCUGUGAGAAAAGAUCGGAAUAAAAUGUGGGAACGAGUACGGGCACACACGGCGGCUGUAUCAACGGCUGUAUUUGCUCCAAAACCAUUGGAUUUGUUGGGAAUCAAAAGCGGGCAUAAGCCGAGUUCGACAUCGUUUGACAAGGAUAAGCAACAAUUGAAUGAUGAAGACGUGAUUGUAUCAGCAGAUUUGAGCGGUUGUAUCAAGGUGAUGAUCUGUCGAACGAAGCCCAUUCAACACGCCUCUUCGUCUAGCUUUUUUAACGGCAGCGUUUUGCCA
Molecule: messenger RNA, 2985 nt
Organism: Mesorhabditis belari
Lineage: Eukaryota; Metazoa; Nematoda; Chromadorea; Rhabditida; Rhabditidae
Source: the annotation of a GenBank genome assembly